ACUCGGGCUGCCCAGGCCCGUGGAGCUGGGCUGGGGGGGGCGGCUAGUUUUUGCCACGGCCAAGAGCCGGUGGGUUUAUUAUAAGGCGGAGCUCGGCGGGAGAGGUGCGGACCAGAGCAGACCGAGCCGGCGCAGAGGAAUCCGGCAGUCGGGAGCGGACUCCAGCCGGCGAAACCUGCAGCCCUCGCCCAGGACGGCAGUGCGCUGGGAAGACGCCCGGGACUGAAGAGCGCAGCGCAACCCGCAGAGCCCGCCCGCAGACCCCGCGCAGCCCGCAGCUCCAACCCGCGCAUCCUGCCGAGCUCCCGCCGCCGGUCUGGGCAGCAUGAGGCGCGCGGCGCUGUGGCUCUGGCUGUGCGCGCUGGCGCUGCGCCUACAGCCGGCCCUGCCGCAAAUUGUGGCCACAAAUGUGCCCCCUGAAGACCAGGAUGGCUCCGGGGAUGACUCUGACAACUUCUCUGGCUCGGGUGCAGGUGCUUUGCCAGAUAUCACUUUGUCACGGCAGACCUCCUCCACUUGGAAGGAUGUAUGGCUCCUGACAGCCACACCUACAGCUCCAGAGCCCACCAGCAGGGAUGCUGAAGUUGCCUUCACGUCCAUCCUGCCAACUGGAAAGAAGCAGGAGGAAGGAGAGGCGGUGCUCCUCUCAGAAGUGGAGAUGGGCCUCACUGGAUGGGACAAGGAAAAGGAGGUCACUUCUGGGCCCAGGGAGACCACACAGCUCCUGAUCACCCAGCGGGCCUCAACAAUCAGAGUCACCACAGCCCAGGCACCUGUCAGCUCCCAUCCUCACAGGGAUGUGCAACCGGGUCUCCCUGAGACCUCGGCUCCCACAGCACCUGGCCAACCUGACCAUCACCCUUCAAGUGUGGAAGAUGGAGGUGCUUCUACUAUCAAGGAAACUGCUGAGGAUGGAGCUGUCAAUCAGAUCCCCACAGGGGAAGGCUCUGGAGAACAGGACUUCACCUUUGAGACAUCUGGGGAGAACACAGCUGUGGCUGCCAUAGAGCCGGACCAGCGGAAUCAGCCCCCAGUGGAUGAAGGUGCCACAGGUGCCUCUCAGGGCCUCUUGGACAGGAAAGAAGUGUUAGGAGGUGUCAUUGCUGGAGGCCUGGUAGGGCUCAUCUUUGCUGUGUGCCUGGUGGGCUUCAUGCUGUACCGGAUGAAGAAGAAGGACGAGGGCAGCUACUCCUUGGAGGAACCCAAACAAGCCAAUGGCGGUGCCUACCAGAAACCCACCAAGCAGGAGGAGUUCUAUGCCUGAUAGGGGAGCUGUUCUCCCCACUGCCCCUGCCACUCACUAGGCUCCUACUUGCCUCUUCUGUGAAAAACUGUAGGCCCUGGCCUCCCUGCCACCGCACCGCCUCCCCAGCACUCUAACCCUUCUGGCUGCUCUUGCCCUUGCAGUCUGGGGGUGUGUGCUGGGAGUAAACUCCGCUUCUCUGACUUCUGCCUAGAGGCUUGGGCGCAAAGGGUUUCUUGGAUCUGACCUUCCCACUGCAGCCACACCUGGUGUCCCACCAUUUGGACUCGUUUUCUCCAAAUGGGAGCAGACCCAGCUCUGGAGAGAAAGGAGACUCAACUGUUUUGGACCUGGAUGACCUACUGUGGCUGGAGGACCCUGGGGGCAGGUGGGGGAAGGCUUCAGCUGACAAACCAUAGCACUUACCCAUAGAGACAGCUGGGGGCAUGGCGGGGGAUGGAGUCUAGGGAAUUCACUUUGCAUUGUGGGGAGGUCUACUUUAGAUACCAACUUGUUUUUGCACACGUUUCCUCUAGUUUCUCUGUUCAUAGCCCCAGUAGACUUUACUUCUGGGGUAAGUCAAGUCAGUUGACUCCCUAAUCUACAUUCGGGAGACAGCAUUGGGGGUAAGAAGACUGUUUCUCAUUUUUUUUUUGUUUUUAAACUAGAAGAACCAAAUCUGGACGCCAAAAUGUAGUCUUAGUUUGUGUGUUGUCUCUGAGUUUGUCGCUCAUGUGUGCAACAGGGUAUGGACUAUCUGUGUGGUGGCCCGUUAGUGGGGUAAGCCAUCUCUUUUGACCAGUCAUGCCUGUGUCCAUGAACUCAGGGCCAUGGCCAUGGCCUGGGCCACUGCAACUUUGGAAGACCUUGUGUGAGAAUUAGUCCUGGGGUUCUGUCUGGGGAUGGAGGAGAAAGAAGACUGGAGUGAGUGGAAGGGUGCCAGGGUGCUUGGGACCUCUUGCCUUUGGCACCAUCUCUGGGCCUACUUCCUCCUAGAAGUUGACAACAUACAUCUUGGGCACAGCUGGCACUGGCUUCUCCAUCAAGAACCAAGUUCACCUUCAGCUCCUGUUGCCCUGUCCUGGACUGGAGCUAGGAAUAUUUCCCAAAGAGUGAGAGUCUUUUGCUUUUGGCAAAACGCUACUUAAUCCAAUGGGUUUUUCCCUGUACAGUAGAUUUUGCAGAUGUAAUAAACUUUAAUAUAAAGGAGUCCUGUGAACUCUACUGCCUUUUCUUCUUCUCUGGGCUGGUGGAAUAGACAUGGCCAGCCUUUUCCCAAACCCUAGCAGUUCAGGGAAGUGUGGCUUGAGGCUCUGUGCCUUCACCUUACCAAGGGGAAGGAUCCUGGGUCCAGAGUCACUUUGAUUUAUUUGGUUUUGUUUCGGCUAAACUUCUUUUGGAAGUUGGUAGGUUCAGCCAAGGUUUUACAGGGCCUGAUGUCAGCCCUUCUAAGUAGCUGAGACCAUAGCACAGCUUGACCUGGGGUCAUUAGAGCCAUGUUGAUUUGCAGACAGCUGACAUCUGGGACAGCCCUCCCACCUUUUCUGGGACACUCCUGAAACUCCUAUUCCUCCUUAUUUAACUCGACAAUGUUCCAGCUGCUAAGGGGGCUGGUCUGUGCUCAGAGAAAUGUAACAACCAAACAAAGAAUCUGUAUCCUGUGCACCAUCCUGGGACUUGUAGCCAGAUUUUAUGGCUGAAUGUGAUGUGGGGGGUGGGAUCUGGGACUGCACUUAGCUGUGGGCUUGUGAGACCGUGCCCAAGCCUCAGGCUGGGCCCAUUCAUGUAACUGCAAUAAAUGGUACGUGUCCUUUUGGACAGCAGACA
This is a messenger RNA of Nannospalax galili (Upper Galilee mountains blind mole rat), 3070 nucleotides long. It is a transcript of the gene Sdc1, whose product is annotated as syndecan 1. The record is from RefSeq and is a predicted model, not a curated record. Gene Ontology annotation, biological process: cell migration. Bases 326 to 1264 code for a protein of 312 amino acids. Lineage: Eukaryota; Metazoa; Chordata; Mammalia; Rodentia; Spalacidae. Gene Ontology annotation, cellular component: cell surface; membrane. The transcript has 5 exons.